This is a messenger RNA of Pan troglodytes (chimpanzee), 1567 nucleotides long. RefSeq names its product CD33 molecule (gene CD33). Gene Ontology annotation, biological process: cell adhesion. The transcript is spliced from 7 exons. Gene Ontology annotation, molecular function: sialic acid binding. The record is from RefSeq and is a predicted model, not a curated record. Lineage: Eukaryota; Metazoa; Chordata; Mammalia; Primates; Hominidae. Gene Ontology annotation, cellular component: plasma membrane. The coding region runs from base 81 to 1037 and encodes 318 amino acids.
UCCGGCCCUGUAGUCCUUCCCCUCCACUCCCUUCCUCUUCUCUGCUCACACAGGAAGCCCAGGAAGCUGCUUCCUCAGACAUGCCGCUGCUGCUACUGCUGCCCCUGCUGUGGGCAGGGGCCCUGGCUAUGGAUCCAAAAAUCCGGCUGCAAGUGCAGGAGUCAGUGACGGUACAGGAGGGUUUGUGCGUCCUCGUGCCCUGCACUUUCUUCCAUCCCAUACCCUACUACGACAAGAAUUCCCCAGUUCAUGGUUACUGGUUCCGGGAAGGACCCAUUGUAUCCGGGGACUCUCCAGUGGCCACAAACAAGCCAGAUCAAGAAGUACAGGAGGAGACUCAGGGCAGAUUCCGCCUCCUUGGGGAUCUCAGUAGGAACAACUGCUCCCUGAGCAUCGUAGACGCCAGGAGGAGGGAUAAUGGUUCAUACUUCUUUCGGAUGGAGAGAGGAAGUACCAAAUACAGUUACAAAUCUCCCCAGCUCUCUGUGCAUGUGACAGACUUGACCCACAGGCCCAAAAUCCUCAUCCCUGGCGCCCUAGACCCCGGCCACUCCAAAAACCUGACCUGCUCUGUGUCCUGGGCCUGUGAGCAGGGAACACCCCCGAUCUUCUCCUGGUUGUCAGCUGCCCCCACCUCCCUGGGCCCCAGGACUACUCACUCCUCGGUGCUCAUAAUCACCCCACGGCCCCAGGACCACGGCACCAACCUGACCUGUCAGGUGAAGUUCGCUGGAGCUGGUGUGACUACGGAGAGAACCAUCCAGCUCAAUGUCACCUAUGUUCCACAGAACCCAACAACUGGUAUCUUUCCAGGAGAUGGCUCAGGGAAACAAGAGACCAGAGCAGGAGUGGUUCAUGGGGCCGUUGGAGGAGCUGGUAUUACAGCCCUGCUCGCUCUUUGUCUCUGCCUCAUCUUCUUCAUGCUCAUAACAAUGGCCCCACAGCCUGAGAAAACCAGGCUCAAAGACCCUGGUGUCUCCCAUCAGAGUGAAGACCCACAGGAGGAAAGCAGCCAGGACAGCAGUGGGCAGGAAUGACACCCACCCUACCACAGGGCCAGCCUCCCCGAAACACCAGAAGAAGUCCAAGUUACAUGGCCCCACUGAAACCUCAAGCUAUUCAGGUGCCGCCCCUACUGUGGAGAUGGAUGAGGAGCUGCAUUAUGCUUCCCUCAACUUUCAUGGGAUGAAUCCUUCCAAGGACACCUCCACCGAAUACUCAGAGGUCAGGACCCAGUGAGAAACCCACAAGAGCAUCAGGCUCAGCUAGAAGAUCCACAUCCUCUACAGUUCGGGGACCAAAGGCUGAUUCUUGGAGAUUUAACACCCCACAGGCAAUGGGUUUAUAGACAUUAUGUGAGUUUCCUGCUAUAUUAACAUCAUCUUAGACUUUGCAAGCAGAGAGUCGUGGAAUCAAAUCUGUGCUCUUUCAUUUGCUAAGUGUAUGAUGUCACACAAGCUCCUUAACCUUCCAUGUCUCCAUUUUCUUCUCUGUGAAGCAGGUAUAAGAAGUCCUAUCUCAUAGGGAUGCUGUGAGCAUUAAAUAAAAGUACACAUGGAAAACGCCA